AUGAUCAACUUUCAUCCAGGCCAGACGUGGUCUUCUAACCCGAGCCAGGCGUACGCCAACAUGGGCACGCCUUCGUUCAGCUCGGCAGCUGCCUCGUCCUCCUCCGACCCGACAACGCACACCUCGCAGCCGAUCGUCACUGGCACGUCUGUGCUUGGUCUCAAGUACAAGGACGGUAUCAUGCUGGCUACCGACACGCUUGCGUCGUACGGUUCGCUCGCCCGCUUCAUGGACAUUACUCGAAUCUCGCAGUUCGGACAAAACACUUUGAUCGGCGCAAGCGGCGACAUGAGCGACUGGCAGUACGUCCAACACAUGCUCAACAAGCUCAUUACCUCGGAAGACGUGGCGGCCGACGGACACCACCUGACACCCACGCAGAUCUACGCAUACCUCGCCCGAGUCAUGUACAAGCGAAGGAGCGACAUCAACCCGCUAUGGAACUCGUUUGUGCUCGGCGGUGUCGACCCGAAGGACGGAACUCCGUUCCUCGGCUACGUCGAUUUGCUCGGAACUACUUUCACCAGCAGCACCAUCGCUACCGGGUUCGGCAUGCACCUUGCGCAGCCUCUGCUGAGGAAGAUGGUCGAGGGCCGCGAAGACACGCUUACGGAAGCGGAGGCCAAGGAGAUCCUCGAGAACUGUAUGAAGGUGCUGUUCUACCGUGAUGCAAGGUCGUUGAACAGGUUCCGUGUCGCCAAGGUCUCCAAGGAUGGAUGCGAGAUCUCGGAGCCAUACAGCGUUCCCACCUCUUGGGGCUUUGCAGAGAUGCUGCGCGGUUACGGUCCUCAAACGCAGUAA
Molecule: messenger RNA, 801 nt
Organism: Sporisorium graminicola
Lineage: Eukaryota; Fungi; Basidiomycota; Ustilaginomycetes; Ustilaginales; Ustilaginaceae
Exons: 1
Coding region: 1-801 (266 amino acids)
Cellular component (GO): proteasome core complex
Source: RefSeq, a predicted model, not a curated record